Melospiza melodia melodia is the source of this 912-nucleotide messenger RNA. It is a transcript of the gene RNF212, whose product is annotated as ring finger protein 212. The record is from RefSeq and is a predicted model, not a curated record. Gene Ontology annotation, cellular component: synaptonemal complex. Gene Ontology annotation, biological process: homologous chromosome pairing at meiosis; protein sumoylation; reciprocal meiotic recombination. The transcript is spliced from 12 exons. The coding region runs from base 1 to 912 and encodes 303 amino acids. NCBI's taxonomy places the organism in Eukaryota, Metazoa, Chordata, Aves, Passeriformes, Passerellidae. Gene Ontology annotation, molecular function: SUMO transferase activity.
AUGGCCGUGCCCGUCUUCUGCAACUCCUGCCUGGGCGAGCCCCGCGCCCCCACGCCGCGGUUCUGCUUCACCAACUGCGGCCACGUUUUCUGUGAGGUUUGCCUGCAGAAAGGCAAAAAAGAUGAAUGUCUGGUCUGUAGGAGGGCUUGUCGUACCUUAGUCCUUUCAAAAGAGACAAGUGCUGAUAUUCAAUCACUGUUCAUGCCAAUAGAUGCGUUAAGCAAGAAAUAUUCAAAAGAAAUAUCACAGGUAUCAGAAUUUCAAGAAAAAUAUCGUAAGCGUUUAUUAAAAUACCACAAACAAAAGAUAGCAAAGCUGGAAGAGUCUCUCAAGAAAGUAACACAACAAAUUCAACAGCUACAAUGUAUGAAGCCUCCUGAAAACACUACACCGCUGCCAUUUUCCAGUUCGAGCAGAAAUCCAUCCAUUGCUUCAAGGAAACAGAAUGUUUAUUCUUCAUAUUCUCUUCAUUCGAGUCGUCCUUCCACUUCUGAAACGAUGGAGGCAAUGGAGAUUGAUCCUGUACCUUCACCAAUGAGGAAACUGGAGACACCAACUGGUCCAACAAGAUUAUCAGUAAUAACUCCACCACAGGACGGACGUAUGGGGAGUGUAUCCUACAGGACUUCUCAGAUAGCUCUAAUAAAGCCAAGUCAGAGUAGUGGAACAGGAUCUACAAGAUCCACCCCUGCGCUGAGAUUACCACACAGUUCCUGUCCAUCAUCAGCUGGAUCCCAGAGCAGCCAGAGGGGAUCAUGGGCUAAUUCUGAUUUCAGAACCCCUCAGCUGUAUCCAUUUACAUCACCUUCCCCACAGCUGCCUCUGUCCAGGCAGCCAAUCACCAUCUCUGGGCUUCUGCAGAGACAACAUCUAGGAUCAGCUAAUUUAGGAGGACGUUCAGCAGAGAGAUGA